AAUGUACAUUGAAAUGCAACCAGUUCCUAGUGCAGAAUCACCAAACGAUACAAACGACGAACCAAUACGCAAUUUGCCAACUCCUUGGUUAAAUAUUUUGACAUCAAUGCCAUUUUAUUGCCUUAUUGUGGUACAGUGUGCCAAUAGCUGGGCUUAUGAUAUAAUUUUGACUCAACUCCCAACUUAUAUUAAGGGUGUCCUACAAACGGAUAUUAAGAAAAAUGCCAUAUUCUCGUCACUUCCGUUCUGGGUAAUGCUAGGACUCAGUUAUUUCUUCGUGUUUAUUUCGGAAGUUCUCAGAAGAACCAAAUGCAUGAGUAUGUCGGUAAGUCGUAGAUUUUUCAACUCUCUUGGGAAUUGGAUUCCGGCAAUCGGACUUAUCAGUUUGGGGUACAUGGGCAAGGAAAAUGAAACUCUUGUAAUAGUUUUAUUGAUGAUCAUUGUGGGAAUGAUGGCAGCUACAUAUUUAGGUUUUGUAUUGAAUCACAUUGAUUUGUCGCCAAAUUUUGCUGGUACCUUGAUGGGCAUAGCGAAUUGUAUUGCACAUUUGACGAGUAUAACGGCGCCUCUUUCUGUUGGAUUUAUUGUUACUGAUGAGAAAAAUCCAGAACAAUGGAGAAUAGUGUUUUUCCUUACAGCUAGUUUCUUAUUUUUAGGAAACUUGUUGUUCAUAACUUUUGGAAAAUUCGAAACACAAUAUUGGAACGAACCUCCUCAGCCAGUUAUAGUUAAAACAUUAAAAAAUAAUAGCCAACAUUCUGUUUAUAAAGACACCGUCCACUAAAGUUUCAAUGUAACAUCGCAUCUAAUAUUACGUUAAGUUCAAAAAAAUAUACAUAAAUACAAUUUUUAAAAAAAUGUU
This is a messenger RNA of Episyrphus balteatus (marmalade hoverfly), 862 nucleotides long. Its product is annotated as putative inorganic phosphate cotransporter. The coding region runs from base 2 to 784 and encodes 260 amino acids. Gene Ontology annotation, biological process: transmembrane transport; monoatomic anion transport. The transcript is spliced from 2 exons. Gene Ontology annotation, cellular component: plasma membrane. The record is from RefSeq and is a predicted model, not a curated record. Gene Ontology annotation, molecular function: transmembrane transporter activity. Lineage: Eukaryota; Metazoa; Arthropoda; Insecta; Diptera; Syrphidae.